This is a messenger RNA of Eucalyptus grandis, 2233 nucleotides long. Its product is annotated as WUSCHEL-related homeobox 1. The record is from RefSeq and is a predicted model, not a curated record. The coding region runs from base 422 to 1534 and encodes 370 amino acids. Gene Ontology annotation, biological process: plant organ development. Gene Ontology annotation, molecular function: DNA-binding transcription factor activity; DNA binding. The transcript has 4 exons. NCBI's taxonomy places the organism in Eukaryota, Viridiplantae, Streptophyta, Magnoliopsida, Myrtales, Myrtaceae.
UCUCCCCUCAACUGUUCAACCCCAACUAACCACCCAUUUUUUCUUAUAUAUUAUAAUGGUUGCAGAAACCCUCAUCGUCUCCCUUCGUAGGCACAGCAACACAUUCCAUAUUUGAACCAUAUCUACCUUUUCAAAGUGAGGGCUCUACCAUUUCUGUUUCUUGAACUCCCCGCCCACCCCCCAUAAAGCUUUGGACCCUCCAUACCCUUCCAUUCCCCUUCUUCACUCGAGCCCAUAACACUUCACUUCACUCCUCAAAACCACAAGAACCAUCCUUUUCCUUUCUCCCUCCCUCCCUCCCUCCCUCCUCUCUCUCUCUCUCUCUCCCUCUCUCUCGCUCUGUCUCUCGUGUGCAACGAAAAAGCUUCUAGUUUCCGAGAAACCCUAGCGUUUCGGCAUUGAACUGUUGCUGUCAAGAAACAUGUAUAUGAUGGGUUGUCAUGAUGAUGGAGAUCUGUACAUGGCCGACUCCUUCAACGGCCGAAAGCUCCGGCCCCUCAUGCCGAGGCCGGUCACCAAUCCUUCCCCUAAUAACGGCGGCACCAACGCUGCGCCGCCUUGCUUGAGCCGUAUCCACGGUGCCGACAUUUUGGCACUGAAUCACCAUCUCGCGACUAUGGCUGAGCAAAAAAGAGAGUUCAAUUCGCCACAGGUAGUGGUGAGCUCGAGGUGGAACCCCACACCGGAGCAGCUACGGACCCUCGAGGAGCUAUACCGACGCGGGACCCGGACCCCCAACGCCGACCAAAUCCAGCAGAUCACCGCGCAGCUCCGCCGGUACGGCAAGAUCGAGGGGAAGAACGUCUUCUACUGGUUCCAAAACCACAAGGCCAGGGAACGGCAGAAGCGCCGCCGCCAGAUGGAGGCAGGCCCUGAGGAGCCGAACCGUGAUGCUGAAGAAUCAGAAAGGAAAGAAACAGGCGCGAGUAGGACAGGGCUUGAAGUUGAAGAGACCAAGAACAACUGGGCACCCCCUAUAAACUGCAGUACACUAGCAGAGGAACCCGCAGGGGCUACGACUCAGAAGGCACCAAAAGCGGGAUCGGCAGCAACUUUGGCAGAGCGUAGAACGAGAUCGUCGUCGUCUGAUCAGUGGAUCAAAUUCGACGAUGGAGAAUUUCAGUGGACGAGAAGGCACAGCGCCAGCAACUUUCUGGAGAGGAAUGCCACGUGGCAGAUGAUGCAGCUGCCCUCUUGUCCUCAUCCCACCCACCUCAUAAAUACCACAGCCCCGUCCACAGUCGCACCGCCUGCCACCCCAUCUCUCCUCUCCGCCGCUGCUAGGGCAUCAUCGAUGGACCCUAACAAGAUCCUCAAGGCUCAUGAACUCAGGAGCUUCUUCAUGUCCUCGCCGUUCCGAGACGACCACGAUCUGGCAAGCGGCGGCGGCGGUGGCGGCCGAGAGUGCGAAGAGGACUCCCAAACCCUUCAAUUGUUCCCGCUCCGCAGCGGCGACGACUUCGAUGGGAAGAGCGCCAGCCCUCCGUCCCAUCAUCAGCACCAGUUCUUUGAGUUCCUACCUUUGAAGAAUUAGGGCAUGUUGCAUGGACUUGUGUUUCUAAAAACCUGUGCCCAGAUCAUGAUGAUCUCAUGGCGUUUUGUGCUAGGGUUUGAUUCCAUUAUAAUUAUCAUUGUUAUUAUGUAUGGUAUGAUAUGACGAUCUCCGGUUUGGAAAGUGGGGAGAGCAAAGAUGAUGUUGACCCUUUGAUGUUUUACAUUUCAUGGGAGAAGCGAUGGAAUAUUGGGUGGGAUUGCGGUGUGAGAGGGAGGGUAAAUAUUGCCCUAAAGUGAAAUCGACCCACGUUGGUUCUUUCAAUGAAAAAUGAACUAUAUUCAAUGAGAAUUUGACUGAGAUGUGUGUUAACUUUGACAGGGUCAUACGUUGUCCGAAAGAGAGAGAGAAAGAGUAUUUGUGGGAAUUCUAUUCAGAGAGAUUGAUGUGGAAAGGGAGCGUCUGAAUGGGGAAUCCGGAUGUGAGAGGUCCGUUUGAUAUUGAAGUGACUUAGGAAAAAGGCUGGUCUGCUUCGUGGGGGUAGAGGUUUGUUCUCCAUUGCAUUUCGAGAAGAAGAGUGGCAUGUUGUUCAUCAAUUAUUGCUGAAACGAGGGCCUGUGCAGAUGGAAACGGAAAACAAGAAAGCGGACAAUUUCUUCCUCGGUGAAAAGGACCAUGGAGACGAAGCUCCACUACUAUACAUUUCGCUGAUUAUGUCUUAUUCACUCAGAAUUCAACCAA